AUGGCGCCCAGCAAGCUCAAUGUGCUCGUCUACACAGCUCACGCUCAUUCUGCGCGGAAAGGCGUCGGCACGACCGUCGAGUCAGUCCGCCACUGCAUCUGGACUCUACGCCGCCUGCUCUCGCCCAACUACGCCGUCAUUCCCAUCGCCGAGACGGUGUUGAUCAAGGAGCCGUGGCCGUCGACGUGCGCGCUGCUCGUGUUCCCCGGCGGCGCCGAUCUCGGCUACUGCCAGGCCCUCAACGGCGAGGGCAACCGCCGCAUCAGCGACUUUGUGCGCCGCGGCGGCGCGUUCCUGGGCUUCUGCGCCGGCGGCUACUACGGCAGCCGGAGGUGCGAGUUCGAGGUCGGCAACCCGCCCCUGGAGGUCGUCGGCAGCCGGGAGCUGGGCUUCUUCCCGGGGACCUGUCGCGGAGGCGCCUUCAAGGGCUUCGAGUACGCCAGCGAGAAGGGCGCGCGGGUGGUGCGGUUGAAGGUCGCCAAGGAGGCGUUUGGCCAGGAUGACGUUCCAGCCGAGACUUUGUCCUACUAUAACGGAGGCGGAAUCUUUGUCGAUGCGGCCUCGAUCAAGACCAACAAGGUCGAGGUGCUGGCGACGUACGAAGACGAGACCGAUGUCGACGGCGGAGAUGGCAAGGCCGCCGUCGUUCUCUGCAGCGUUGGAAGCGGCAAGGCGAUUAUGACGGGUCCUCACCCCGAGUUCGCCGCAGUCAACUUGCACCCCCACCCAGCCAUCCCUGACUACGCCGAGCUGAUCAGCAAGCUGACAGACGAGGACAAGUCCCGCGUCGACUUCCUCAAGGCAUGCCUGUCCAAACUCGGCCUUGAAGUGAGCCAAAACGAUGCCGGCGUUCCUUCCCUGUCUCGCCUUCACCUCUCCUCGCUCGAGGAAACGGGCGUGUCCGAGCUCCUGGCCGACAUGGCCGACAUCAUCGACAAGGAGAACGGCGAGGAGUGGAUCAGAGGCGAGGGCGAUACGUUCCACAUCGAGAACGAGGAGACCAUCUGGGGCGUUGAGGGACUGCAGGAGUCCUUGAGUCAGCAGGGUGAGUCUGACGCGUCGUCGGCCGGCAUCACCGACUACACCAAGGUCAUCAAGAAGAUCGUGCCCCAUGAAAAGGGUCAUCCUCACCCCAAGCUCACGCCGCAGUUCAAUCACGGCUUGUACUUCUCCAGCUUGCGUCGCUACCAGCAGAUCGAGUCUGAUGCGGAGGAGUGGGGGAGCCUGCUCAUGUACGGCGAGGUGUUGACCAGCACAAACACCAUUCUUGAAAAAAACCCCAAAAUCCUGUCCAAGCUCUCUACUGGAUUCACAGUCUGCGCAUCCACCCAAGUCGCCGGCAGAGGCCGUGGAUCCAACGUCUGGGUAUCGCCACCUGGAUGCCUCAUCUUCUCCACCGUCAUCAACCACCCGGCCCAUCUCGCCGUGAGUCGACCGGUUGUUUUCAUUCAGUACAUUGCAGCGAUUGCUAUUGUCGAGGCUGUGCAGUCGUACGACCGCGGGUACGGUGACAUCCCAGUCAAGUUGAAGUGGCCCAACGACAUUUAUGCUCUUGACCCGACCAAGCCGGGAGACAAGCCUUCCUACGUCAAGAUCGGCGGUAUUCUAUCGCAGUGUCUCUACUCGAACGGCUCCUACCAGAUCGUCCUUGGCAUCGGCAUCAACACCAACAACCCUCGUCCUACCACCUCCAUCUCAGACCUCCUCCCCCCAGGCGUCCCAGAGCUUCACCUCGAGUCGCUCCUAGCCCGCAUCCUCACCCGUAUCGAGGCCGUGCACGCCCAGUUCCUCCGCGAGGGCUUCUCCCGCGACCUCGAGGGUAGAUACUACCGCCACUGGCUGCACACCGGCCAGGCCGUGACGCUCGAAGCCGAGGCCGGCGUCAAGGCGAGGGUCCUGGGAAUCACCCGCGACUGGGGCAUGUUGCGUGCCGAAGAGGUCGACUCGGCCGGUAGGGGCACGGGCAAGGUGUGGACGCUGCAGAGUGAUGAGAACAGCUUCGACUACUGGAAGGGUCUUGUGAGGAGGAAGACCUAA
Molecule: messenger RNA, 2037 nt
Organism: Ilyonectria robusta
Lineage: Eukaryota; Fungi; Ascomycota; Sordariomycetes; Hypocreales; Nectriaceae
Product: biotin-protein ligase
Exons: 5
Coding region: 1-2037 (678 amino acids)
Biological process (GO): protein modification process
Cellular component (GO): cytoplasm
Molecular function (GO): biotin--[biotin carboxyl-carrier protein] ligase activity
Source: RefSeq, a predicted model, not a curated record